CGAAAGAGACCUGCAUCAGUGUCGUUUCAGUUCGUGCAGUGACUCUACUCUAGCGGUUUUCCAGCUCAAGCGAAAUCUAUAGUUGGCAGAAUAGUGAAUACAAUUUUAAAAUAAAAAGUGACAGAUCGUGCAAGUGCCAGCUUUUAGUGCUUUGAUUAAUUUUGUGAAUAAAGAAAAAACUAUUGUAUGGUGACAAAAAGAAAGACCCCGGCAAAUCCUCAAUAGGCUACAUUUUACCUCUCUUUGGAGUAAAAGUUUGAGAAUUUCACUAAAGGACAUAAUCGAAGGUCAGUUAGCCCUUCUCCCGGGCUCUGACCAUAGCUCUAAGCCCGACUUCGGACUAAUAAACUUCAACGGAGAACCACCCUGGUGACAAAAGCUAUCUCUGGCUAAUCGCCACCCAGACAGGCUGCCUCUUUGCGUUUAUUGAAAUAUUUGAAAGACCUCGCACUGCUGUGACCCUCGCACCCUUUUCCGGAUCAGUUGACGAUUUUCGAACUACGUUUUACCCACGAAAGCAUUCCGAAUUAUUCUUUAGUUUGAUUUAGUUGUAACUAUAAUACAAAAAAAACAGCAUCAUGAAAUUCUUCGAGCGCGACAACGAACGCAUCCAAACUGUGGAUGGUCAGGUUAACGUGCCAUCGUUGAUCAACGGACUCACUGGACAUUUGUCCACCGAGGAACCAUUCUACGUGUUGGACAUCGGGAAUAUCGUUCGUAAGCAUCAGAACUGGAUUGAGAAAAUGCCCCGAGUGGUGCCCCAUUAUGCCGUCAAGUGCAACGAUAAUGACAUAGUUUGCGCGACACUUGCCGCACUCGGGGCAAGCUUCGAUUGCGCAUCGAAGGGAGAAAUCACCAAGAUCCUCAAUUUGGGCGUUAGCCCAGAUCGCAUUAUUUUCGCGAACCCGAUGAAACCGGCGUCCCACCUGCGCUAUGCCGACGCUAACAACGUCAAAUGUAUGACCUUCGAUAGCGAUGUGGAGCUGCACAAGAUCAGAAAGAUCUGUCCAGAUGCCAAACUUGUGCUGCGUAUCCGCUGUGAAGCGGAGAAAGCGCUUUGCCCACUUGGUAAAAAAUUUGGCUGCGAUCCAGUGGAGGAAGCUCCACGCCUGAUUAAAAUCGCACGCAGCCUGAAUCUGGAUUUGGUCGGCAUAAGUUUCCACGUAGGGUCUGGAUGUUCCGAUUUCCCCAUCUAUUACAAAGCCAUCUCGUUUGCACGCGAUCUGUUUGAUUAUGCUCGCACUCAUGGCUACGAAAUGACAUUGCUAGAUAUUGGUGGAGGAUUCCCCGGUGAAAAGAAUAGCUCGAUCGAUGAGGUUGCAUCAAUCGUUAAUACCGCCUUGGAACAGUUCUUCCCAGACAAGUCAGUUCGGGUAAUAUCCGAACCCGGUCGUUACUAUGUUUCCUCCGCCUUCACGCUAAUAACCGCCAUUCAGUCGAAGCGAAUUUGCUUGAAUUCACAAACUGGGGCAAUUGAUCGCAUAAUGUACUAUCUAAACGAUGGAGUCUACGCUUCUUUCAACUGCAUCCUGUAUGACCAUCAAACACCGAAGCCUUUACUACUCGGCGAUCAUAAAGGCAAAAAAUACAAUAGCACCAUCUGGGGACCAACAUGCGACGCAUUAGAUCAGCUAGUAGAAACCAUUCGCCUUCCGGAGCUGGAGAUUGACGAUUGGAUGGUGUUUGAAAACAUGGGAGCCUAUACCAUUCCAGUGGCAAGCCCAUUCAACGGCUUUCCACUACCAAAGAUCUACAGCUAUAUCAGCAAAGACACAUGGCUAAUGCUUAACGACUUAUGCCCGAUAGCCGAAGACAAUUGCUGCAAUUCCGUCGGAAAUGAACUCGUCGUUAGCUACGAGAACGCUAUCUGUGCCUGAAGCCGGCUAAUCAACCGAAUUUCUCCCCUGUUUGCUAUAAUUUUUACUCCUAAAUUGAACUCUAUUCUAUUCUCAUCGAAAAACAAAACGUGCACGUAUCCAUCAUUAAAUCAAGCUAGUGUAUUUCAAAUAAUUCAAUAAACGAAGAGGCAGCCUGUUACUGUCCUCAAUAUUAGGUAAUAAAGUAUUAUUAGGUAUAUAUUUAAAUCUGAA
This is a messenger RNA of Wyeomyia smithii (pitcher-plant mosquito), 2090 nucleotides long. Its product is annotated as ornithine decarboxylase-like. Gene Ontology annotation, molecular function: ornithine decarboxylase activity. The transcript is spliced from 4 exons. The record is from RefSeq and is a predicted model, not a curated record. Bases 579 to 1877 code for a protein of 432 amino acids. NCBI's taxonomy places the organism in Eukaryota, Metazoa, Arthropoda, Insecta, Diptera, Culicidae. Gene Ontology annotation, cellular component: cytoplasm.